AUGACGCUCACUUCAGUCGAUGCCCCUGGGAAUAAAGUUCAAGGGCCUCAACUUACAAGACUGCGCGCAGACGUCGCCCGUCUGUUAGGCCGUUCCAAUCAUAGAUUCCCCGGUGCAAUGCCCGCGAGUCUUUGUCGUAAGCACAUACACGAGCUGCAGGAGGAAGAUUACUUGGUUUGUGAGAAAUCAGAUGGAAUGCGCCAUCUCCUCUAUUUCACCCAAGACCGUUAUGGAAACGAGUCCCAGUAUUUCAUUAACAGAAAAAACGAGUUCUGGGCUGUACCCCGAGCAACGUUUUUCUGUCCAGCACCUCGUGAAAGACGAGGCUUUCAUAUCGACACCCUUGUCGAUGGUGAGCUGGUCAUGGAAAAGACGGCUUCCGGUGAGCUCGUGGCCAAAUAUUUGGCUUUUGAUUGUUUAGUUCUUGACGGAGAAAGACUGAUGAGAUGGACGCUCGAUCAAAGAUUGUCACAACUUCGACAAGAACUUUACAAUCCAUAUUGGCGUGCAUUUAAGGAGUCGCACAGACGGUUUGGGCCCCAGCACUUCUCCAUGGAAUUGAAGAAAAUGGUCAGCUCGUAUGCUGUCGAGCACAUAUUUAAGGAGAUAAUACCGUCGCUUGCACAUGGUAAUGAUGGUCUGAUUUUCACCUGCCGAAAGUCAGGGUAUAAAUUUGGGUCCGAUCCAAAGAUUCUCAAGUGGAAACCGGAAACUGAAAAUUCCAUCGAUUUUCGCUUGCGCCUUGAGUUUCCGCGGACUCAGCCCAAUAACACUGGCUCCAGAUUUGGCAAAGCGAAGCAUUGCGUUAAACUCGAAACUCUUCCCAUCUUUUAUUUGCUCAUCAAUGCUGGAGAGAAAGAAGGCGACGUACAAUUUUCCACCAUGCAUGUUGAAAUGGAUGAAUGGGAAGCAUUUAAGGCAGAAACAAAGCCAGUCAAUAAUCGCAUUGUCGAAUGCUUCAUGGACGAGAAACAGCGCUGGCGUUACAAGCGGUUUCGCGACGAUAAGAUCAAUGCCAAUUACACUAGCACAGUGGAUAGUGUGAUUGAAAAUAUCACAGAACGGGUCACCAGAGAAGACCUUGAGAAGGCGGCAUCGAAUAUUCGAAGAAAAUGGAUGCAGCGGGCCGAUCGAGAGCGCAGAAGUCAGGCUGAAAACACUAUCUCACGGCCGAUGAGACAACGGAGAUGA
This is a messenger RNA of Blumeria graminis f. sp. triticale, 1191 nucleotides long. The record is from the annotation of a GenBank genome assembly. Lineage: Eukaryota; Fungi; Ascomycota; Leotiomycetes; Helotiales; Erysiphaceae.